AAACCCGAGUGGACCCAAGUGCGGUACAGUCACAGGGGCAACGCGGCGGCGAGGCGCGUGCCGAGCCCCGCGCCAAGCCCCGUGCCGCCUGAGAACUCAGGGGACGCACUGUGCUCCUGUAAUGUUGACCCGGAGGUGCUUAAACGGGUAGCGCGCCUGCCACCAGAAGAGGUCGUGCAGCUUGCCGACCCGGAGUGGUACAACCAGCGAGUGCGUGUACUUGUCAACGGAGUGGAAGCACUCGCGGCCCUAGAGCCAAGCGCGCGCUGCUCCCUCUUGCACCCCCGCCUUGUAAAUAGUGCUUUGGUUAGUGCAGAUAGGGUUAAACACGUGGUUUUCGGGGACUCGUACGCGAGUCCCGUCCUGGGUUUUUCCUUCGGGCUUCUUCAGCUCGAAGACGGUGUAAAAUUGGGUUUAAGGUUUAGAGUGAGUGAAAUACCAGUAGACUUAGUGCUAGGUAGUGAUUUCUUGUCUCGAGUGAACGACACUUGGCGGUGCACAGAGGACGGCCGUCUCGAGCCGGUGGCUGUGUGUGAAAUCGGGGCGAACACCGAGGAACUGUUCACGGUGCGUCUGCGCGUCGACGGGCUGCAAUUACGAGCCGCCAUCGACACCGGAGCGACACGGACAGUACUCCACUCUCGCUUCCUCACAGACAGCAAGGCCCUCAAGGCGGCCAACGUGUCACUGCGCAUCGCCAACAGCGCUAGGCUUAAAGUGCACGGGCAGUACUCGCCCCUGUUUGAGUUUGACGGUGGACCGGCCCUCGAGCAUCCUACAAUUGUCGCCGACAUGCUUCCAGUCGACAUUUUGCUGGGUAAUGACCUCUUGCGACGCCUCAAAGGCGCGGUCGACUGGAAGACGGAGACGGCGCGUCUCGAAUGGGCUGGGGUCGAAUAUCUCCUUCCGCGUUGGGCAGACGGCGGCGGCGCAUCCGCCGAGCCGCGGGCAACAACGGCUUCAAAUAUCCUGGUCGCGGAAAGCCGCAGACUGGGCGACAUCGACGUUUCCGCGGCUCACGAUUCUCCAAUUUCACUGCUCACGUGCAACGAAAUGCUCCUGGAGCCACGACAGCUCACGGCGGUGCAGGUGCACGCCGGGCACGUGGUGCCAGAGCUGCCGGCUGUCUGCACGCCCAAGCGCUUGCUGGGCUCGGACAGUAUCUUUUCCCUUGAAUCCGUUGUCACUUCCGCAAUGGAAGUCUACAUUCUCAACGACUCUGACGAGCAAGUCACAUUACCCGCGGGUACGCGCGUCGCGACCAUCGACUUCGAGGACCGGGGUUUGGACCCCGCCACGGUGGUGCCAGGCAGUCUGGGCGAAGUCUGCUGCGCCGUAGCCGGCGGCAGGCUCGAGCUGGAGUCGUGUGACGAUCAGCUGAGCGGCACACUGUGCAGCGUGGCCGAGGGCGCUGGGGUCGCCGACCGGCCGCCGCUCCCCUCCCUCGAAGAAGCGGACAUCUCGCCCGCGCAGCGCGACAAAGUGCGCCACUUGCUUCACAAUUACCGACAUGUCUUUGCUUAUGAACUAAAGCCAGGAGCAUUCAUUCCCAAUGCGUGGGCGCAUCUCGAGCGCAAGGUCAAUUCCACCAUCUUUAAAAAGAAUUGGCCUUGGUCCGAAAUGCAACGCCGCCUCGCCGAGCAGGAAGUUGCUAAACUCCUUAAGGCGGGAGUCAUCGAGGAAGGCUUCGCUAAGUUCUGCACCCUCCCUGUGUUUGUCAUCGCGAAGCGCGGUUCCACUCUAGAGGCCCCCGUGGGCCGCGUCUUGCUGGACGCGCGUGCUCUCAAUAACACGCUGGCCGAGUACAAGUACAAGGCCACCACGAUCAGCGACGCGCUUCGCUAUUGCUCUGAUAAAAACCUUCUCUGUGUAGGUGACAUUGUGUCCUACUUUUUCACUAUACGCGUAACUGACGAAUCUAAGGAGUACCUUGGAUUUCAAGUGGGGGAAAAGCGCUACCGCUUUACCCGACUCGCUCAGGGCCUGAAAACGGCCCCCCAGAUUGCGCAGUCCAUGAUGGGCUACGUCCUAGCCGGCCUGCCAGUGUGUAGCUACCUCGACGAUUUAAUCGUCGGGGGCACCGACUUCGAUUCCCUGUUUAGCGUUUUCGAGCAAACGCUCCACCGCCUCUCCGCUAACAAUCUCUGCCUCCGCCCCGACAAAACGAUUCUUUUCCGCAAAACUGUCCCAAUGCUCGGCGUCAUUGUCGAGGCGGGGCGCAAAGUCAGGCCGGACAAGAGUCGUUUCCGACCCCUUUUGGCUCUAAAAUAUCCCAAGAACGCGAGGGCGCUCAAGUCCUGCAUCUGUUUUCUUUCGUAUUAUCGCCGGUACAUUCCAAAAUUCGCUAUCAGAACCUCCCACUACAACGAAAUGGCCAAUGAAAAGUGCCCUUUCGUGUGGACGGAGGAGAACGCGGCGGACAUCGAAUCGAUGUACACCCACCUGUUAAAUAAUGCCACUUUGUCCCUUUUCGAUGAGAAACGCCCGACCAAGCUGCACGUCGACGCGUCCCAGCUUAUCGGUGUCGGGGCUUUCCUUGCUCAAAAGGAAGGCAACUACUACCUUCCGGUGGGGUACUUCUCGGCGAACCUCAACAAGACCCAAAAAGCGUGGUCCUCCUUUCACCUCGAGUGCCUUGCGCUUUUCUCUGCAGUCCGCUGCUUCGAGAGCGAGCUGCUCUCGGUAGAGAAGUUCACAGUCGUUACCGACUGCUCCUCGCUGCGCUACCUGCUCUCAAUGCAAGCACCGAAAGCGCCUCUUGACCGAUUCAUCGCGUACCUCUCUACGUUUACUUUUGACUUCGAAGUGGUCGGUACGCGUGAUAACAAAAUCCCCGAUAGUCUUUCCCGCCUCCACACCGUGGACGGCGACAUUCCCCUCCCCGCGUGCCUGGACACGGAGUUCAACGCCGAGGCCCCGCAAGAAGGCCACGGCGCCGUGCUCCAGGUCAUCACGCGGGCCGCGCGGCGCAGGGCCGCCGAGGAGGUGGGCGGCCCCACAGGACAAUGGAAAUCUGUUGCCAAUACGGGCGGCCUAAACUUGCUUGUACACCCUGAAGCCAGAGUGGCAACGGGUUCCCUAGAAGUAUCGAUCCAAACAAACUUGCCAAAGCUCGACCUUCAAAUCUCCAAACCUGAAAUUAAAAACUACGACCUGUUGCCCAUCCGCGCUAAGCGCGAAGCGUGGUUCCCAAGUUGGGGUAGAUUCAACAAGAGGUUGACCGGCACGGCAACAGAAGCAGAUCUUGACAUUGUAAUUGACCGGGUCAACAACAUUAGCCAUGCAGUCAUCAAAACAGAGAGUGAAGCUUUGGCACGCCGCGGAGCAAGGUUUGUCUUCGAUGUUAGUGAAAUAGAAUAUAUUUAUAGUUUUCCCUCUACCUCCUGCUCUGUUUCUAAAGACUUCUCCACUAUGACUCUUGUCGUCCUCCUACCUGUUGCUCCCAUUGCCUCCUCGUGGCGUGUCGUUGAGUUCGAGCCGCUUGACUUCCUGCACCAAGGACUCACGUGCCGAGUCCUGGAGGACUCUGUGCGUCUGGCCAUCAGCGCGGACGGGACGCCGCUGCCCCUACACGACGACCCGGAGGGCACCGUGCCGGUCUACUACCUGCGCCGGCACGCCAGCCCCGAACACCUGUCACCGUGCUUGCGCGCCCUUGCCAAGGACGACACCAUGGAGGCGCUGACGGAGGCAUGCGUGCUUCACUGCGAGGAUAGGCGAACGACGACGACUCAGCACAUCCGCGGCAACACCUACGCGAUCCUGAACCCCACGGUCGAGGUGCAGCUGAUUUGCAACAACAAAGUACACCAACGCCUGCACCAGCUUCAGGACGGGCGCCACCAGGUCGACAUGCCGUGCAACUGCUUGGCGCAGACGUCAUCGACACCGCCGGAGACUAUCAUCGAGUUGGGCACCAUCUGCACCUCGACGGCGGCGGUGCGGGUGUCCAGGAUCUGGGCCGAGUCGAACUUCACUGCCCAGGCGGCAAUCGGGGGAGGCAUCUCGUACACCAACUACUCGACGGAGCACCUCCCACCCGUACAUGUUAUCACACCGCGGCCGCCAGUGACAGGGCACUUCUGGGCGGACCUGCCCCUAUCAGGCAUGUCCCACGCCGAGUUCGGGCUCUGGUCCGCCCUUUCGCUGAUCAUCGCCGGCCUCGGCGUCUUCGCCGCUGUCGCAGCGUGCUGCCCUACAACCACCAUGACAUCCGGGCUCGGCAUCGUAUCCACUCUGCUCGCGUCGUGCUGCCGCAAUCCGGCAACUCCAAGACGGCUAGCCAAGCCUGCUGCCGCGCCCCAGCCCUCAAACGACGCGGACCAGCAGGGGGACACCGAGACCCGCCAGCAGGACGACGACGGCGGCGACGCAACGCUCGCUGUCACGCUCAGCAGGGACAUGGGUGUACAUGUCCAUACCACCUUCCAGUGA
Molecule: messenger RNA, 4434 nt
Organism: Thrips palmi
Lineage: Eukaryota; Metazoa; Arthropoda; Insecta; Thysanoptera; Thripidae
Exons: 4
Biological process (GO): proteolysis
Molecular function (GO): aspartic-type endopeptidase activity
Source: RefSeq, a predicted model, not a curated record